AUCUCGUGACAAUGCCUGACAUAACGAAGCCAGCGCCCAAGAAGGGCUCCAAGAAAGCGGUGGCGAAGGCCCCCGGUAAGGGCGGAAAGAAGAGGAGAAAGUCCAGGAAGGAGAGCUACGCCAUCUACGUGUACAAGGUGCUGAAGCAGGUCCACCCCGACACUGGGAUCUCCUCCAAGGCCAUGGGCAUCAUGAACUCCUUCGUGAGCGACAUCUUCGAGCGCAUCGCCGGUGAGGCCUCUCGUCUGGCUCAUUACAACAAGCGCUCCACCAUCACCUCCAGGGAGAUUCAGACCGCCGUCCGCCUGCUGCUGCCCGGGGAGCUGGCUAAACACGCCGUGUCUGAGGGCACCAAGGCCGUGACCAAGUACACCAGCUCCAAGUAAACAACUGUGCGGAGACAUCAAACCAACGGCUCUUUUAAGAGCCACACACUUUCUCUAUGGAGACAAACUGUCCUGACUUUAACGAGAGGUCCAUCAAUAUUUAAUCAGCUGCUUUUAACUAAUAAUGUAGCCUUGGUAAAUAAAAUUGAAAAUAAUAAUCAUGUUGAAUACAUUCUAAUCACACUGCAUAACUUCUACAAUUGAAAAUAAUUGUUUUGAAAUCCAGUAGCAGUUUUCUACUGCAGGACGUGUUGUCCUCUCUCAAAUCAGUGAUUGUAACUCAUGAGGUGGUUUUUUUCCCCCCUGGUGGUGAUAAUUGUAUUUAUAAAUAAGCUUAUGAAAUCAUUGCUCCUCAGGGUCAGAGGGAUAGAUGUAUUGUUAGAACAAUGACUUCUAUUUCUCAGUGCUUUCUUAUCAUUCAUAUAUAUAUAUGGCGGGCUAUCUUCUAUGGCUAGGUGAAUAUAAUUUUGAUUGGUGGAACGCCACAUCCUCUCCAGCUGCUGUGAUGUCAGUUUUAAAACAGGUCUUUGAUUACUAAACCAUGGAGCUAAUCUCCUGAGCGUAAUUUACGUGUUGUUACCGACACAUGACUGUGACUUUAAUGUCUUUUACAGUAUUAUCAAGCUUGACAAAUAUACCUUUUUUGCGUAUUACUCUUUCUAUGUGAAUAUUGAGCAACAUUGAGUGAAAAACUGUGGUCAAACCAAUAUACAUUUCUCCCUUAGCCCUCCUGUUAUCCUCUAAUUGAAAUAAUUCUAAUUCUAAACAAAUUAUAAUAGCAAAUUGUAACUUAAGUGUAAUUUUCAAGUGGUUUUUUUUUUU
This is a messenger RNA of Pleuronectes platessa (European plaice), 1208 nucleotides long. RefSeq names its product histone H2B. Bases 12 to 386 code for a protein of 124 amino acids. The transcript has a single exon. Gene Ontology annotation, cellular component: nucleosome. NCBI's taxonomy places the organism in Eukaryota, Metazoa, Chordata, Actinopteri, Pleuronectiformes, Pleuronectidae. The record is from RefSeq and is a predicted model, not a curated record. Gene Ontology annotation, molecular function: protein heterodimerization activity; structural constituent of chromatin; DNA binding.